Molecule: messenger RNA, 819 nt
Organism: Belonocnema kinseyi
Lineage: Eukaryota; Metazoa; Arthropoda; Insecta; Hymenoptera; Cynipidae
Exons: 2
Coding region: 1-819 (272 amino acids)
Source: RefSeq, a predicted model, not a curated record
AUGUUGAAAAAGGCUGCGAUAAUUCUUGAGGGAUAUAAUGCACGUUUCAAGAAACUUCCGAAUGACGAGAAAAAUAUUGUAUAUUGUGUUCAGCUUGUAGAUUCACCACAAGAUAACGCGUAUAGUCAUCUUUUAGGGAAUUCUAGGGAUAAAGUAAAAACGCUGAUUGAGAACUACAGGCCUACAGUAGUUGUGCGUAGAAAGGGAGGCGCUUCUAGAGUAUGCAUUGAUUAUCGCGCUGUUAAUAAAAAAGUAAUUCGUGAUCAUUUUCCGUGGCCUGUCAUUGAUGGUCAAUUGGAUACAUUGGCUAAGGCACGAGCUUUUAGCACAAUAAAUUUGAAAAAUGCAUUUUACUACGUAGAAGUAGAGAAAGAAAGUCGCAAAUACACAUCUUUCGUGACGUCGACAGGGAACAUAAUUGAAGGUGGUACGAUUAAAACAUCCCCAGAAAAAAUAAAAGUCGUAAGCGAUUUCCCUGAACCAAAAAAUAAAAAAAUGGUUGCUAGUUUUUUAGGACUUGCAGGUUACAUGCGUAAAUUUAUACGGGGAUUUACAUGGAUGACAAAAGCACUGCGAGAUUGCUUAAAGAAUGACGUUGAAUUUUACUUCGGGAAAGAACAGCAUGAGUCAUUUAAAUUGUUAAAGCAGGCAUUAUCCGAAGAGCCUGUAUUGCGUAUGUUCGAUCCGCGAUUAGAAAUUAAGGUGCACACCGAUGCCUCAAUGGACGGCUAUGGCGCAGUUUUUAUGCAAAAAUGUCCAGAAGACGGAAUGAUGCAUCCGUGCUUCUACUUUAGCAGAGCGACGACCGAUGUAGCGUGA